Messenger RNA from Dendroctonus ponderosae (mountain pine beetle), 1033 nucleotides. RefSeq lists its product as uncharacterized. The record is from RefSeq and is a predicted model, not a curated record. The transcript is spliced from 2 exons. Bases 152 to 487 code for a protein of 111 amino acids. NCBI's taxonomy places the organism in Eukaryota, Metazoa, Arthropoda, Insecta, Coleoptera, Curculionidae.
GUUUGCGGUUUGUGCCACGAGCUGGUCCGCGGCGACGGCUUUCGGUCCAGAUCCGGGGGUUUUAUUCCACGGCUUUCACUUAUGGCCGUCGCUAACCGGUCAGACGUAUCUGACCGGCCUUUCCCCUAUCCGCCACCUGGGGACGCGCCCGAUGGGUCGCUCAACCUGCACGGGAACCACAACCAGUUCUCCUACAACAAGGAACAGUUCUACUACAACAAGAAACCAAUUUACUGGUGCCCUUCUUGUGCAAGAUGCUCCGGGCCAGCUUGGCCCUGGCAUAUAUACCAAUGGAAUGGAGAAUGGCGAAAGUAGUAUUUAUUCCAAAACCACAACACCCUUCUUACUCAAAACACUAGAAAAGCUGAUCGACAGACAUAUCAGGGAAGAGGUUCUUACUAGAAGUCUUCUACACCAGAACCAAUAUGCCUACCAAAUAGGAAAACCCUGCGAAUCUGCUGCAGGUGCGCUCUAUGGGGCCAAAUAAGAACAUCUGGGUCAAAAUAAAAUAGCGAACCUUAGAUAUGACUUACGAGCCUCAUUUUUACGUUUUGUCAAACGUUGGUAGACUGAUACAGAUUAAUGAAAAAUUAUUCAGAAUACCACAAUGUAUCCGCCCACAUGUGGGUAUAAUCUUAUAAAUCCCAGCUGAGACGUCUACAAUUGACGCCAUUAAUGCUCGUAUGCACCGACAGACUUUAAUCGCGAUUAAGCCUUAAACCGGUUUAAAAAUCGUAAAUGGUAUGCACCGUCGACUGUUUUGACCUGAAACGCGUUUAACUUUAAUCCGCCAACCUCCGAGGAUUAAGUUCUUAAACUAGUUUAAAUACAUAACAUAACCUUUGAAAUUGAGGGUUUUGUUAUAGAUAAAGACGGUGUUUUGUGAAAGUAAUAAAUGAAAAUGGAAAGUUUACAAAAGUGUUAUAUUUUGAACCCGGACAUACUGUAGUUAGAUCAGCGCUGCUCAAAGUGCGCGCCGGUGCUCCGCAAAGCCUGCGGUCGGGCUCCGCCGGCAAUAAAAUUAAUACAUGGA